Molecule: messenger RNA, 708 nt
Organism: Plasmodium coatneyi
Lineage: Eukaryota; Apicomplexa; Aconoidasida; Haemosporida; Plasmodiidae
Product: 20S proteasome subunit alpha type 2
Exons: 2
Coding region: 1-708 (235 amino acids)
Biological process (GO): ubiquitin-dependent protein catabolic process
Cellular component (GO): proteasome core complex; proteasome core complex, alpha-subunit complex
Source: RefSeq, a predicted model, not a curated record
AUGGCCGAUGGAGAGUACAGCUUUUCCCUGACAACCUUUAGCCCUACGGGGAAGUUAGUUCAGAUUGAAUAUGCCCUGAAUAGGGUCUCCAGCAGUUCCCCCGCCUUAGGCAUCCGAGCCAAGAAUGGUGUCAUAAUCGCAACGGAGAAGAAAAGCCCAAAUGAACUAAUAGAAGAAAACAGUAUAUACAAGAUCCAGCAGAUCAGCGAACACAUAGGAAUUGUCUACGCAGGAAUGCCAGGAGACUUCCGUGUGUUAUUGAAGCGUGCCCGCAAGGAAGCAAUCAGAUACUCUCUACAGUAUGGGAAUGAAAUAUUGGUGAAGGAACUUGUUAAAGAAAUAGCAUCCAUAGUGCAGGAGUUUACCCAAACAGGUGGAGUGAGACCAUUUGGCUUGUCCCUACUGAUCUGUGGUAUAGAUGCCUAUGGAUACCACCUGUAUCAAAUUGAUCCCUCCGGAUGUUACUUUAAUUGGCUAGCUACAUGCAUAGGAAAGGACUACCAGAAUAAUAUUUCCUUUUUGGAGAAAAGGUACAGCGCCGACAUCGAGGUGGAGGACGCCAUACACACAGCCAUCCUCACUCUUAAGGAAAGCUACGAGGGCGUCAUGAACGAGAAGAACAUUGAAAUAGGCGUGGCCUGCAAUGGGAAGCCCUUUAAAAUUCUGACCCCCAACGAGAUUAAGGAUUACCUGAUCGAAAUAGAGUAA